Messenger RNA from Anoplophora glabripennis (Asian longhorned beetle), 850 nucleotides. Its product is annotated as brachyurin-like. Gene Ontology annotation, biological process: proteolysis. The transcript is spliced from 4 exons. Lineage: Eukaryota; Metazoa; Arthropoda; Insecta; Coleoptera; Cerambycidae. The record is from RefSeq and is a predicted model, not a curated record. Gene Ontology annotation, molecular function: serine-type endopeptidase activity. The coding region runs from base 27 to 848 and encodes 273 amino acids.
UUUUAUUUCACUGAACGUAUCCAAGUAUGAAGGUGGUAGUACUGUUCUUCCUUGCUGGUGCGUUGGCUUUGCCAGCGGAUCUUGAUGAGGCAGAGUUUAAAGCUAUGUCUGUUGACCCAACAUUUAACAAACUUCCUCCAGAUUUGUCGUCAAGGAUAACCAAUGGAGUAGAAGCUUCACCUCAUUCAAUUCCCUACCAGGCCUACUUAAUUGUUUCGGGUUCAAAUAAGAGUUGGUUGUGUGGUGGAUCCUUAAUAUCUCCAAAGCAUAUCCUUACUGCAGGCCAUUGCGUUGAUGGUGGCAUCUCAGCAACUGUAUACUUGGGUAGUCACAAUCUUCAUGAAACCGAAUCCACCAGGGUCAUCGUACAAAGUCGGCACCUCAUACGUCACGAAAAUUACAACAAGUCAGACAUCAGCAAUGACAUCGGAGUGAUUGAGUUGGAAACAGAAGUGGAACUCAACGAAAACAUCAAGGUUAUAAGCUUGCCUUCUCGUGAUGUAACAGAAGACUAUGUAGGUGCAAAUGUGAAACUAAGCGGAUGGGGCCGUGUGGCUGGUGACCAGGCAACCUCAGCGGUCCUGCUGGAAGUAAACAGCACGGUUAUUAGUAACACGCAGUGCAGGCAAGUGUAUUCCAUCGUCAUAGAUUCUAUGCUGUGCAUUUCUGGGACUGGAGGAGUGGGGUCUUGCAAGGGAGAUUCUGGUGGUCCUUUAGUAUACGACAACGUUCAGAUCGGUGUCGUUUCCUACGGAGCUACAGGUUGUGCUGUUGGUUAUCCUUCUGGCUUCUCCAGAGUUACCAGCUUCCUGGACUGGAUUGAGGAGAAAACCGGAUUGAGUUUAUAACU